This is a messenger RNA of Penaeus vannamei (Pacific white shrimp), 1055 nucleotides long. The record is from RefSeq and is a predicted model, not a curated record. Lineage: Eukaryota; Metazoa; Arthropoda; Malacostraca; Decapoda; Penaeidae.
AUGGGCAGAGGAUGCCAGAUGUAUGGCGUGAUUAUGGUAUCCUUACCUUUCCAUAGGCCUCUUCACACUACCCAUAGCACUCACGGGAAGAACCACGUCGGAACAAGGUCUCUGCUAUGGGUUUCCUUUUGUACACAGCGCUGGCUUUUUUCGGCCUGGCUGGGGGCAGAACCCUGGCCUCGGAGCUGGGCCUCGGGAGCAGAACCCUGGGCCUCGGGAGCAGAACCCUGGGCCUCGGACUCCCUCUCGGCGGACCUCCCCGGCCACCUCUUCGCCGCCCGGGACAACGACGUCCUCUCCGCCCUGACGUGGGCGACGCUCGACCUCAGCCACCUGCGUCAGGACUUCGACCACCUCUCGGCCGCCACGUCCUUCGGGUCCCUCAACGCCUCCUCGGUCUCCUCCCGCAGCCUAGGUCACUCGCGGCGGAGGAAGAGGAGGUCCCUGUCCUUCCAGAUCAAUCAUGAUAUUAACUCUCAGCUGGAGAUGAGAUUCAAAAUACCGCUCUUCGAAGUGAUAGAGCACACCUUCUUCAUGUUCGAGCUGCCCCUCACCUACCAAAUCGACAUCUGGCAGACGGGGAGCCGCGGCCACUCGAGGAACAGCGCCCGUGGGGAGGGGGGCUUGACCGAAGCUCUCUCCCAGAUCGAGGACGUGGUGUCGAUGCUGGGCGUUGACGGACGGGCGUGCGUGAAGAGGACCUUCUGCGAGCUGGCUGCCGGGACGCCGUUGCUCCGCCCACAGGGUCUCGCCGGGGAGAUGGUGCAGGUGUUGGUGGAUUACCUCGCGAAGUCCCAGCCCCCCGAGGACACCAACGAGGUCGACGUCGGCGCCAACGAGUACCUGCGGGCGAGCGUGAAGGGGCGCGCGGGAGGCCAGUGCUGGGAGGCCUUCCCCGAGUGCCCGAUGUCGCUCCUGAACCUCUUGAACCCUUGACUCUCUCUCGUCUCGAACUUCUCGUCUUCCUAAGGUCUCGAUCCGUUGGUGCAUUUUCUUAAUUCGUUUCUCUUUGAUGUGUUUGUAUCUUGGUCUUUAUUAGUGUAUUUUUUUGAUUU